Messenger RNA from Marchantia polymorpha subsp. ruderalis, 2677 nucleotides. NCBI's taxonomy places the organism in Eukaryota, Viridiplantae, Streptophyta, Marchantiopsida, Marchantiales, Marchantiaceae. The record is from the annotation of a GenBank genome assembly.
UUCAGCUACUGACAGAUCCUGAUCUUACUCUCAAUCUCAAUCUCUAGUCUCUCGAUCCCUCGAUCCCUCGAUCGACGCACAGUUCUCCCAGAAUGUUGCAUUAGUAUCUGCAGAUGCCUUCAUCCCUUUCUCCAUUCUCGCUCAACCUGCCUGACUGAAUACCUGACGACCAAUCUGACUACGAGAAGUCAGCGGUCGAAGCUACAUGCGUUCAUCAGUUGGGGGGCUGGUUGUGUGCAUACUCGCAUGCAGCAAGCAAUCCAUGCGUGACUGCACGUGUGCAUGAAAGGUCAUCUUCGGCAGUCAGCCUCUUUGUACAUCAUGUAAUGCGGGCAUGAUGAGAUUGGCACCAGACUGCGAUCAAUCGACCCAUUUCAAGUAUAUGGGCUGAAAAGUCUCACGCAUCAGUUACAACCCAUCCGAAGAAGAUACGGAAACUGAUAUUUAUUGUGCAAUAAGCUGGACAAGGGAUACGCUGGAAGCAGGGCAUGCGUUGCAAGAAUUUUUGCCACGUUUGAAGCUACUCGUUUUAAACUGUGAAUACUAUUCUUGAGGGAAUUACUUACCGCAACUCUGUGAGUUCAAGGGAAGGCUCAGGGAGCUCAUUCGAACAGACUGGACUACUGUAAAGUGUUCCAGCCAACAAAAUGGCACAGGUCGUGGACUCCAGCAUUCCCAUUGAUCUGAGCGUGUCAGACUCGUUAGUUACCAGAGAUGGUACCAGGAACUACAAGGGCGAGCCAGCAAACAAGCAACGGACUGGCGGCUACAGGGUGUUGCCUUUCAUUUUCAGUGCAGAAUUUGCAGAAAGAACUGCCUUUUUUGGAGUGACCGUGAACAUAAUCACGUACCUUUUCACCGUUAAGCAUAUACAUCUCGCCGAUGCAGCUAACAUGGUCACUAACUUCUUGGGCGCUUCGUACGUUUUCACCCUUGUCGGAGGCUUCCUGGCCGACACCUUCAUCGGGCGCUACUGGACGAUUGUAAUCUUCAUACUCGUCCAGACGCUGGGUAUUGGUGUUCUGAUAAUCAACGCAUCUUUGGCCCAAUUCCGGUGCCUGGAUCCAAAGACAUGCCCUGCUGCGCACGGGACCGAUCUGUUAGUGAUAAACUUGGGAAUGUACCUGGUGGCUUUGGGAACGGGAGGAAUCAAAUCCUCCGUCUCGGCAUUCGGGGCAGACCAGAUGGAAAAGGAGGACCCGAAGGAGGCGAAACUGCUGCCCAGCUACUUCAACUGGCUCUACUUUUACAUCAUGGGGGGUGUCGUCUUGGCACAAACCGUCAUUGUUUACAUCGAGGACAGGAGCUGGGCUUGGGGCUUCGGUUCCCUGGUCAUCAUCAUGGCCAUCGCGCUGAUCUCACUGUGCGCAGUCCGCAAGAAAUACCGAUACCAGAUAUCUCGUGGUAGCCCCUUCACGGCCCUGGCCAAGGUGCUCGUUAUAGCCAUCAAGAACCGCAAGCUCCCUCGCCCCUCCGAGAAGUCCGGCUUCUACGAUGUCACUCGUCAGGGCGCCAAGCUCAAAGUCGCCCAGACCAACAACAUGCGAUGGCUGGACAAGGCAGCGAUUCUACCAGAAGGUGGGAACGCCAUCGAGCUCGGGGGCUGGGGUAUUGCCACGGUGACGGAAGUGGAGGAUUUCAAAAUGGUGCUGCGAUUGCUGCCAAUUCUUGCGACGACGUGGUACUUCUGGACGGUCCAGGCCCAGUUCUCCACGUUCACAGUUCUCCAGUCGCUGACAUCGGACAGAAGAUUGGGACCCAAUUUUGUGGUCCCCUCGGCGUCCAUAGGAGUGAUACAAACGCUGGCGGUGCUGGUGGCGCUGAUCUUCUACGACAAAGUGUUUAUGCCCAUGGCCAGGAGGAGAACCGGGCUGAUCAGCGGCAUCACCAGCAUCCAGAGGAUGGGCUGGGGGCUGGUGUGCCCAAUUCUGGCCAUGACGGCUGCUGCCUUGGUCGAGCGCAAGAGGCUGCAAGUGGUGCACGACACCAACUGGGAGCUGAAGCCCUCCGUGCCCAUGAACGACUUCUCCAUGUUCUGGAUCGUCCCGCAGUUCUUCAUCAUGGGCGUGGGCGAGGCGCUCAUCUUCCCGGCUCAGAUCGACUUCUUCUACAACGAGUCGCCCGAGAACAUGCGCUCGCUCGGCACGUCCUUCUGCUUGUGCACUCUGGCCAUCGGAGCCUUCGGCAGCAGCGCCAUCGUGUCGGCCGUCAAUUCUGCCACCUCGAACCCCACGCCAUGGCUGCCGAACAAUCUGAACACCAGCAGACUCGACAACUUCUACUGGCUCAUGGCCGUCCUCAGCAGCAUCAAUCUCGUCGCCUUCCUUCUCGUCUCCAGGUACCAUACUUACAAGCAGACUUACUUUGCCGAUUCUCCCCUCGCCUCCUCCUCGGACGACGAGCACGAGCAACCGUCCAAGCCCCUCUGAGACCUCGGGCCUCUGGAACACAACAUUUCUCCUGCUCGAGCUGCCACAAAAGGGUCACAGACAAGUGCCGCAAGUUAGGAUCAUCGACAGCUGCCCGCGGAUGAUUUUCUUCCCACUUUCCAAGCUUCCAGUCGGAGGCAAGGAUGGCAAUUGUAGACCUAUGCCUGUAUCUGAAGAUUCUGAGCCCUUACUCUUGUACUUUGACCAAAUAUGUAAUUAUUCUUGUUACGUGAGCUGCGAAGUGCUCC